AUGAUCUGUGAUCUAUGGCUUAACCUCAUUCAAAUUUUAAUCUAACUAUGCAUUAAGCACAGACUACAUACUAAGCUCAAACGUCUCGAAGACCGCAAAUUUCUCAACUGUUUAUUAAAGAGAUUCAAACUGGUAGCAACAUGGAUGAUUUCGCAUGUCCACGAUGCAGAACCACAAAAUUUCAAAAUCCAUCCUUAAAAAUGUUGGUAAAUGUUUGUGGUCACGGGCUGUGCGAGAGUUGUGUUGAGUUGCUUUUUCUAAAAGGAUCAGGCAGUUGUCCUGACUGCAAAAUCCCGCUCAGAAGAAACAACUUCCGGGUGCAGCUCUUUGAAGACGCCUCUGUUGAGAAGGAGGUGGAUAUCCGCAGGAGAGUGUUAAGAGACUUCAACAAAAAAGAGGAGGACUUUGCUAAUCUAAGAGAGUUCAAUGACUACUUAGAGGAGGUGGAAACAAUUAUCUAUAAUUUGAGUAAUGAUCUGGAUGUGAUAAACACCAACAAAAAAAUCGAGCAAUACAAGAAAGACAACCGGGAAUUCAUCCAGAAAAACAAGGGAAGAUUGGGACGGGAGGAGUACGAACUAGAGGAAAUGCUUGAAUUUGAAAAACACAUCAAUGAAGCACGGAAGCAGGAAAUCUUGAUGGAAGAGAGCGAGGCGAAAAAGAUGCGUAUCAAACGCAAAGAAGCACUGAUUGACGAACUGAUGUUCUCUAAUACGGACGCGAAAAAUAUUCUGGAUACAUUCGCCCAGCAGGCCAAGGAAGAAAUCCAAAGACCUCCACCAUCGAAAGUUAGCAAAUUCUCCAGCGGCAUAGAAUUUGGAAGGAAAUCGCAGUCGAUGUUUCUGCCUGUUCCAACCGAUGAUGGUCCCACAUAUCAGUACACUCCAAUAGUCGUCGAUCUAGAUGGGCCACAACCUCCCUCAGAUGAGAACAUCGCAUCAGGAGGAUUCAUGAAUCACAUUCGAAUGGAAACCGAGCAGGAAAGGGCUGGUGGCUUUAAAACCAACAUUGCCUGCAUCAGGGCUUUGCAGGAAUCCAUGAUGGGGUUGUAUCAUGCGAGGAAACCCGUGCAUAGAAACUGAUUUUUCACUGAGUUUAGUUCCUACUUACAGUUUCAUGCUCUUGAUCAGAUUUUUGGGAGGAAACCUGUAUGGAUAUGUGCUGAAUCAAGCCACGUGCAGUUCAAAAUUAUCUUGCAAGAAGCAAUGAAGUUUCUUAAUGCCGUUAAAACGUUUAUUUACAUGAUUGAAUUAUUACCGUUGGUUUUUUCCAAUGAAUAACUUCAUGUUGAUUAUUUGUACUGAGUGUUUAAAAAGUGGAUAUUUUUUUAGUUUUCAAUGUUUGGAUGAUCAACUAUUUUUAGGAGACUGAUGAGAGCUGCCAGAUUUUCUUUUCGGAUGUUGUAUCAUUUAAAAAUAUAUAAAUUGGAAGGUU
Messenger RNA from Dendroctonus ponderosae (mountain pine beetle), 1434 nucleotides. It is a transcript of the gene Mat1, whose product is annotated as CDK-activating kinase assembly factor MAT1. NCBI's taxonomy places the organism in Eukaryota, Metazoa, Arthropoda, Insecta, Coleoptera, Curculionidae. Gene Ontology annotation, biological process: regulation of transcription by RNA polymerase II; nucleotide-excision repair; positive regulation of cyclin-dependent protein serine/threonine kinase activity. The record is from RefSeq and is a predicted model, not a curated record. Gene Ontology annotation, molecular function: cyclin-dependent protein serine/threonine kinase activator activity. Bases 141 to 1082 code for a protein of 313 amino acids. The transcript is spliced from 2 exons. Gene Ontology annotation, cellular component: transcription factor TFIIH holo complex.